AUUGGAGAUCGCGCGACAAAGCAGGCUGUACUUCAAGCAAUACAUUCAGUUAGUCUGAUCCAUCUAGCUGCUCAUGGUGAUGCUGAAAGAGGAGAGAUUGUCCUUUCCCCAGAGUGUCCCGCUGACUAUGUUCCACGAGAAGACGCCUACCUCUUGACUAUGGCGGACAUUUCACGAAUUAAGCUGCAAGCUAAACUGGUUGUGCUUAGCUGCUGUCACAGUGCACGUGGACAGAUUAAAGCCGAGGGAGUUAUUGGAAUCGCUCGAGCGUUCUUAGGAUCCGGUGCUCGCUCAGUGUUAGCGGCACGGUGGGCUUUAGAUGACACAGCCACAGAGAAGUUCAUGACUUGUUUCUACGAGCACUUGUUCCGCGGUGAAAGCGCCAGUGAAUCUCUUCACGAGGCCAGGAAAUGGAUGAGAAACAAUGGCUUUGUGGAAGUCUCCAAGUGGGCUUCUUUUAUGCUGAUUGGCGACAACGUGACAUUUGAUUUUGCAAAUUGGCCUGUGUCUACUUCAACCAAAUAGCCAUGAGUCAUGUAAACCCGCUGUGACGAAAUGUGCUGGACGGAAUAAAGUUAGAAACUGUUAAUUGCCACCGUACAGA
Molecule: messenger RNA, 604 nt
Organism: Pocillopora damicornis (cauliflower coral)
Lineage: Eukaryota; Metazoa; Cnidaria; Anthozoa; Scleractinia; Pocilloporidae
Molecular function (GO): protein binding
Source: RefSeq, a predicted model, not a curated record